Molecule: messenger RNA, 321 nt
Organism: Psammomys obesus (fat sand rat)
Lineage: Eukaryota; Metazoa; Chordata; Mammalia; Rodentia; Muridae
Gene: Defb136
Product: defensin beta 136
Exons: 2
Coding region: 94-321 (75 amino acids)
Biological process (GO): defense response to bacterium
Source: RefSeq, a predicted model, not a curated record
GGAAGAGUGAACCAGCAUCGAGCCUGGAGCAUCUCUAUAAACUGAACUCCCAGGCAGCUGUCAGAGCAGUUCUGGCUCCAACCGUCUGGAGCCAUGCGUCUGCAGCUUCCAGGUUUACUGCUGUUCCUGGUGAUCUCAGUGCCUGCCGGUAACUGUAUGAUCGGGAAUAACGGUGUGGAGUUUCGACCAUGUACUGCACUUCAAGGUUCUUGUUUCUUUGGUUGUAAGCCAGGAUGGUUAUGGGUUGGCUUCUGUAACAAUUCAAUGUCCUGUUGUAAAAAGCUAAAACUAUUUGCGCCUCCUCAAUCCAAAGGUGUGUGA